Messenger RNA from Vicia villosa (hairy vetch), 920 nucleotides. Its product is annotated as protein PELPK2-like. Lineage: Eukaryota; Viridiplantae; Streptophyta; Magnoliopsida; Fabales; Fabaceae. The record is from RefSeq and is a predicted model, not a curated record. The transcript has a single exon. Bases 52 to 435 code for a protein of 127 amino acids.
CACUCUUUCUACAAAUAUACACCUUAAUUAGCUCUUGCAAUUCAUCAAACCAUGGCCUCAAUGAAAACCUUCAUCAUAUCUCUACUUGUUAUUACCUUGGGAAGUAUGAGCAUGAGCCUUGAAGCUCGCAAUCUUUUGCAAACAACCCCUCAACCAAAUUUGCCAAAACCAACAUUAUCACCUUUGCCUUCAAUUCCAACAAUAUUACCACCUUUGCCUUCAAUGCCAACCCUUCCUCAAGGCAAUGUUCCUCCACUGCCUUCUCUUCCUAAGCUCACAAUGCCACCACUUCCUAGCAUUCCUACUAAUCCAACACUGCUAUCACUCAGCUUUCCUCCAUUGCCAUCAACUUCACUUCCAAACCUUCCUACAAUUUCAACCAUUAUCUCCUCCAUUCCAUUCUUCUCUCCACCACCUUCAACCUCUUCCCCUUAAGUUCUUUUUCGUGUGUUCUCAUCUUGUUAUCUAUGCCUACACACUGCAUGGUUUCUCUAUUGCAAAUGACAGAACUGUUGGAGGUUAUGAUGAUAAUAUCAUUGUAUGAAAAACAUCUUUGUAUUUUUCUAUUUUCUAUUUUUAAAUUUGGCAUUAUUGCUUCUACUUUCUCUUAUAUUAUAGUUACUGAAUUACCACUCAUUUGGAUACAAUUAUGAUCUCUUCUUUCUUAUUUUGAAGUCUUUAAUAGGAAAAAAUCUAACUAGCUUCAGUGAGCACCAAAAGGCAACAUAAUGGAACAUUGUAUUUGUAAUACAUGUGAGCAAUAAUAAUGAAAAACAUCAAGAGGUGAAUUAAGAAUGACCAAUAAUCAAUGACUAAACAAGAGAGACCACUGUCCCAUUAAGAAACUUAUUCCACAGGGUAAUACUAUACAACGUUGUAAACAAAAGUGCUUGAAUCUCUAAAUUCCAAAAUUUGAUAAU